Ziziphus jujuba (common jujube) is the source of this 1260-nucleotide messenger RNA. Its product is annotated as chaperone protein dnaJ 6. The record is from RefSeq and is a predicted model, not a curated record. The transcript is spliced from 8 exons. The coding region runs from base 180 to 1046 and encodes 288 amino acids. Lineage: Eukaryota; Viridiplantae; Streptophyta; Magnoliopsida; Rosales; Rhamnaceae.
AAUACCUCGGCGGGAAAGAUGGCGAAUUGGCGGGAACAAAUCGGAACCCAAAAACACAGGGAGAGACAUGGUGUAAUAAAUACUCUAAGAGCCUCUGAGACUGAGAGCCUCUGGUUGUAAUAGGUCUUCUUCAAUCUUCAAAAAGAUCUCGUCUUUGAAAGAUUUCAAGCCAAAAAAAAAUGGCGAAGGGGAAAAAAGCUAGGGUUUUGGAGGGUCAAGUUCCAGUGCAAGAAGAAGACAAUGACCAUCAGGGUCAAUCUCAACCUUCCUCGGUUGAGAAGAGUCUCUAUGAGGUUCUUGGUGUGGAUAGAUCAGCAUCUCAACAGGAAAUAAAGAAAGCAUACUACAAGUUAGCAUUGCGUCUUCAUCCUGAUAAAAAUCCCGGUGACGAGGAAGCCAAAGAAAAAUUCCAGCAAUUACAAAAGGUGAUAGGCAUUCUUGGUGAUGAGGAGAAACGAGCACUUUAUGACCAGACUGGUUGUGUAGAAGAUGCUGACCUUGCUGGUGAUGUCGUUCAGAAUCUACAUGAAUUUUUCCGAGCCAUGUAUAAAAAGGUCACUGAAGCAGAUAUUGAAGAGUUUGAAGCAAACUAUAGAGGAUCUGAUUCAGAGAAGAAAGAUUUGAUUGAUCUGUAUAAACAGUACAAGGGUAAAAUGAACAGACUCUUCUGUUCAAUGCUUUGUUCAGAUCCUAAACUUGAUUCACACCGCUUCAAGGACAUUCUUGAUGAGGCAAUAGCCUCAGGAGAACUGAAAUCAACCAAAGUCUAUCAGAAGUGGUCAAAGAAAGUAUCUGAAACCAAACCACCCACCAGUCCUUUAACGAAGAGGGUCAAGUCAGAUAAACAGUCAGAACCAGAUCUAUAUGCAAUCAUAUCUCAACGCCGAACUGAGAGGAAAGAUAGGUUUGAUUCUAUGUUCUCAACUCUGGUGUCUAAAUAUGGUGGGGGUGGUGCUGCUGGUUCAGAACCCAGUGAAGAAGAAUUUGAAGCUGCACAGAAGAAGCUUGAAAGCCGUAGAAUUUCGAAAAGGUCAAAACGUAAGUAACUUCUGAUGGAGUACUGAUCUAUAAAUCGAUCGUGUAUAAAUUUAUGUCAUGGUUGGCAAAAGGCCCAAUGUAUGAUACUUAUCAGAGUUGUUUGUCUUUAUUUUUUUCUUUUUCAUAUUAAACAAGUUAAUUAGAAAACAAUUAUGAUGCAAUGCGUAUUAUUUUAUUUUAUUUUCUUUACAAAAAGAUAAGUAUAUGUUAUUUAUUUAUUUA